UGAAGGCUGUGGAUUGCCUUCCCGGAGAGUCGGUCCUCUGUGCCUGCGUCCUCCUGUGCGCGGGAUCUGGGCCGCUGCGGGAAAGGAAUAAUGCUGUCAUCAUGUCUGCACACUCCAUGCUUUGUGAGAGAAUCACCAUAGCCAAGGAACUGAUCAAGAGGGCAGAAUCACUUUCUAGAUCAAGAAAAGGUGGCAUAGAAGGUGGUGCAAAGCUGUGCAGCAAAUUGAAGGCAGAAUUAAAAUUCUUACAGAAGGUAGAAGCUGGUAAAGUAGCUAUUAAAGAAUCUCAUUUACAAAGCACAAAUCUAACACACUUGAGAGCCAUUGUGGAAUCGGCAGAAAACCUGGAAGAAGUUGUCAGUGUCCUUCAUGUUUUUGGUUACACAGAUACCUUGGGAGAAAAGCAGACCCUUGUGGUGGAUGUUGUCGCAAAUGGUGGGAAAGCCAUUGGCCGAAAGGCUGAAGCGCUGCAUAACAUCUGGCUGGGCAGGGGCCAGUAUGGUGACAAAAGCAUCAUUGAGCAGGCUGAGGACUUCCUCCAGGCCAGUCACCAGCAGCCAGUGCAGUACAGCAACCCUCACAUCAUAUUUGCAUUUUAUAACAGUGUCUCUAGCCCCAUGGCAGAAAAGCUGAAAGAAAUGGGCAUAUCUGUAAGAGGAGACAUUGUAGCGGUCAACUGUCUGCUAGAACACCCUGAGGAGCUCCGACUGAGUGAGAGCGAGUCAGAUGACGAGGGCCCAGAACUUCUGCAGGUGACAAGAGUAGACCGAGAAAAUAUACUCGCAAGUGUUGCAUUUCCAACAGAGAUCAAGGUUGACGUGUGCAGGAGAGUAAAUCUGGACAUUACUACUUUAAUCACAUAUGUAUCUGCCCUGAGUUAUGGAGGCUGCCACUUCAUCUUCAAAGAAAAAGUACUCACGGAACAAGCCGAGCAAGAGAGGAAAGAGCAGGUUCUACCUCAGCUAGAGGCAUUUAUGAAGGACAAGGAGCUGUUUGCCUGUGAAUCUGCUGUCAAGGAUUUUCAGUCCAUUCUAGAUACCUUAGGGGGACCUGGAGAGAGAGAGAGGGCUACUCUACUAAUUAAACGAAUCAGUGUUGUGCCAGACCAGCCUUCUGAGCGUGCCUUGAGACUAGUGGCCAGUUCAAAAAUUAACAGCGGUUCAUUAACAAUUUUUGGAACAGCAGAUUCCUUGAAAGCCAUCACAAUGACUGCCAAUAGUGGUUUUGUCAGAGCUGCAAACAACCAGGGUGUUAAGUUCAGUGUGUUUAUUCAUCAGCCCAGAGCACUUACUGAGAGUAAAGAGGCUUUGGCCAUGCCCUUGCCAAAAGACUUCACAAACGAUAGCAUGUACUAACUAAUGGUAUCUUUUAAAUGUCAUGGAAAUAAGUUAUUUAUACCAAAGGCUGGCAAUUCCCAUCUAAAUUGGGGGGGAAAGGUUGAUAGUAAAAAAUGAUGUUUAGAACUCUUAAACAUUUAAGUAGAAUUUUGUGUGUGUUUCAUCAUUUGAAGUCUGUAAAAAUUAGAAAAAGCACAAGAGAAUUUUAUUUAUAUUAUAUUACAAACUACAUACAGCAGUUAAGAGCAGAAAUAUAUCUGUAUGAAGCUUUUAGCUGUCUUGGAAGACUUGUUAGGUUCCAAAGGGCUUCAGCCCUCACUACAGGUAAUCAUGGAAUAUGGCUACAUGAUUCUUUAAUUCAU
Molecule: messenger RNA, 1699 nt
Organism: Nannospalax galili (Upper Galilee mountains blind mole rat)
Lineage: Eukaryota; Metazoa; Chordata; Mammalia; Rodentia; Spalacidae
Product: UPF0415 protein C7orf25-like
Source: RefSeq, a predicted model, not a curated record